Cadophora gregata is the source of this 1191-nucleotide messenger RNA. RefSeq lists its product as uncharacterized. The coding region runs from base 1 to 1191 and encodes 396 amino acids. The transcript is spliced from 2 exons. Gene Ontology annotation, molecular function: hydrolase activity, acting on carbon-nitrogen (but not peptide) bonds, in linear amidines. The record is from RefSeq and is a predicted model, not a curated record. NCBI's taxonomy places the organism in Eukaryota, Fungi, Ascomycota, Leotiomycetes, Helotiales, Ploettnerulaceae.
AUGCGCCGGCUCGCAUUGAGUCAGGAAGAUAAAGAUGUUAGAGACUGGCUUGUGCAGGAGUGCAAAUCGCUGGGUUGCAAUGUGAAGGUCGACCAGAUGGGAAAUAUAUUCGCGACUCGAGCGGGCGCCUCGAAAGACCAUAAGCCAAUCGGCAUGGGUAGCCACUUAGAUACUCAGCCGGCUGGAGGAAGAUACGAUGGAAUCCUUGGUGUACAGUCAGCCCUAGAGGUGCUCCGAACUUUGGAAGAAAACAAGAUCGAAACAUACUGUCCGAUUGCGCUGAUCGACUGGACGAAUGAAGAAGGAGCGCGCUUUCCAGGGGCAAUGAUGUGCUCUGGAGUUUGGUCUACAAAGUCGUCUACGGGACUGGAGGGUUGCUACGCUGUCAAGGAUACUGAGGGCAUAUCGAUGAAGAAGGCAUUGCAAGAUACGGGAUAUUUAGGCGAAACACUCUGUGACUACCGUGAGAAUGGAUUAGAGAGCUACUUUGAAUUACAAAUCGAGCAAGGGCCCAAGCUCGAGAAUGCCAACAAGAAAAUCGGUGUAGUGACUGCAGUCCAGGGAAUGAAGUGGUUCGCUGUCAGGGUGUCAGGCGUAGAAGGACAUUCUGGGACAACUCCAAUGAAUGGUCGUUCAGAUGCUCUUGUCACAGCUUCAAGGAUGAUAACGGCAGUCAGUGAGACCGCUAAGUCAACGGAACUCGGAGUUGCGACUGUCGGUGUAAUCUCGAACGAUACACAAAGCCAGGCUACGAUACCUUCAGGAGUGGAAUUUAUAAUCGACGUUCGUUGCUCAACUGACAAGAUGGUCGACGACCUUUGCACAGCAAUCUUCAAGGGGUUCGAUGAGGUAAUACAGAAAGAAGGCAACAGCACCAGAUAUGAAGUUGUUCGAACGUGGGGUCUUCCUGAAUCUAUCUUCCAUGAAGAUUGUAUUGGUGCUGUACGCUCGGCUGCUAUUGACGAAGUUGGACCUUCGCAGAUUAUGGAUAUGAAGAGUGGAGCGGGUCAUGAUGCUGCGUGGACGAGCAAAGUUGUGAAGACAACGAUGAUCUUCGUCCCCUCAAAAGAUGGAGUCAGUCACAAUCCAGCGGAGUACACGAGUCCUGAAGACUGUGCCUUGGGAGCUCAAAUCUUGUUGCAGGCUGUUCUCCGGUACGAUGAGAAAGUAAAGCAAGGUUACAUAUCAUGA